Molecule: messenger RNA, 1192 nt
Organism: Oenanthe melanoleuca
Lineage: Eukaryota; Metazoa; Chordata; Aves; Passeriformes; Muscicapidae
Product: C->U-editing enzyme APOBEC-1-like
Exons: 5
Coding region: 16-594 (192 amino acids)
Biological process (GO): cytidine to uridine editing
Cellular component (GO): cytoplasm; nucleus
Molecular function (GO): cytidine deaminase activity; zinc ion binding; RNA binding
Source: RefSeq, a predicted model, not a curated record
AAUCCAGAAACACCCAUGGCUGCUGAUGGUGCCAGAGGUCCCUUACCCAGAGAGAACAACCAAGGGUGGAGGAUACAGCCGAGAGACUUCCAAAGAAAUUAUUCACCUAGCCAAAAUGGACGGGUGGUGUACCUGCUGUAUGAAAUCAGGUGGAGAGGAGGUUCCAUCUGGAGGAACUGGUGCUCAAACAAUCCUGAACAACACGCUGAAAUCAACUUCUUGGAAAAUCGUUUCAAUGACAGGCCACAAACUGCUUGCUCUAUCAUCUGGUUCCUCUCAACUAGUCCCUGUGGAAGGUGCUCCAAAAGGAUUCUGGAAUUCCUGAGGGCACACCCUAAUGUGACCUUGAGAAUAUAUGCAGCCAAGCUGUUCAGGCCCCAUGAUAUCCGGAACCGACAAGGUCUCCGCAACCUGAAAAUGAAUGGAGUCCCUGUGCGUAUCAUGAAUCCUGAAGAUUACAGUUACUGCUGGAGAAAUUUUGUUGCACACCAACCUGGAGAAGUUCAUUAUCAGCCCCAGAACAUCAGUGUACACUUCUUUCUGAAUAUCAUGGAACUCUUUCAUAUCUUUUUGGGGCUUCCUCCAUUUCUGUGAAACUGAAUGCUAACGAGCAUCAUCACCAUGCUUUCAAGCUCAGUUUGUGCAUCAAUACAAGACCAGAAAUGCCAGACCCUGGCAGUCUUUUCUGCUGCAACCUUGAUAAGUUUCUGGCUGUCACCAAAGAAGACUCUUAUCACUGGCUGGGCAUUGCUAAGUGUUGAACAGAACAGAAGGAGCACAUAAGAAGCCAUCAGGAAGCUCAGAUGAUGCAGCCAGACACCCAGGACACUCCAGCCUUUACAGAGCUUCCUGAGAGUCCAGUGGGGAUGGAGACCAUUCCUCAUAAUCAGGACUUCCACAUCUGCAGAUCCUGCAAUCAGAUUCUGCAAGUGCCCUCUUGAGUGGCCAGCAUGUAACAUUUCUCAUGCUCUGAUCUGUUCCAAAGAAGUAAUCAUGCCAUGCAUCCUUGCUUUCAGAAUUUCUUACAAAGAUUGCUUUUACUGCUACAUGUGUAUGUUUCAGGAAAUAUUUCAUGCUUUUACUCUAUUUAUGCAAUACUGUAAUAACACUUCAUUUUAAGUUUUUUUUAAUGAGUGUAAACGUUUUUUACGACUGCAAAACCAGUGUAAUAAAAGGGAAGAUGUCAACACUG